This is a messenger RNA of Lodderomyces elongisporus, 4986 nucleotides long. RefSeq lists its product as uncharacterized. NCBI's taxonomy places the organism in Eukaryota, Fungi, Ascomycota, Pichiomycetes, Serinales, Debaryomycetaceae. Gene Ontology annotation, cellular component: membrane. Gene Ontology annotation, biological process: transmembrane transport. The record is from RefSeq and is a predicted model, not a curated record. Bases 1 to 4986 code for a protein of 1661 amino acids. Gene Ontology annotation, molecular function: bilirubin transmembrane transporter activity; ATP hydrolysis activity; ATP binding. The transcript has a single exon.
AUGCAAGUUUUACAGGAUAUUUCUGGCUUUGCUUUUACAAAAGUAAAUAGCUUUGGUGCUAACAUUAUGUGGGCUGUAUUCAGUUCUGUUAGCUUGUUGCACCAUUUCAAGUACGACGUCUUGAACCAUACGCAGGAUUCCAUUGAUGCUACGUCGAUAUCAAUUCCUAAGAAGCUUCCGCCAUUUCUUUACUCGCCACAUGGCAACGCAUUGAACCCAAAAUGGGUGAGGUUAGUGGGUGAGGUUAUAAACUAUAUAUUCCUAACCUUUAGUAUGAUACAAAGCAUUCAGCUUUUGGCAAAGAGGAAAAAAGCUAAUUCUUCUAAUGAAGUUCAUACCAAAACUACUUGGGUGCAAAUUGCUACUUGUUUCUUAGUUCUUGAUCAAUUGGUAUUGGAUAUUAUUCUUUAUGCAUUCACUAAAAAGGAAUUUAUGCUAUCAAGUAUUGCUGUUACAAUUACUGUGGGAUUUUUACAAAUUUAUCAAUAUAGGACAUCUCCAAUUGCUUUGGCAUCGGGAAUACUUUACUGGAUUACAACUUUUGUCGUCUUUUUUGUGAUUAUUGUCCAAGACAUCUCUUCAAAACACAAGAUAAUCGCAACCACAUCAGUCGAAUUGGGUAUUGAAACCAUUGUUAUGUUAAACAGUUUAAUUUUAUUUGUUUUAAAUGCUUUUUACUAUAAACCUGGGUUUGAGAUUGAAAACAGGGGUGGAUAUAGUGAUGACGGCAAUAAUAUUGCUGAUAAUGAUUACAAAAGCAAUAAACAAAAGGAGGUUGACGUUAUAUCUUAUUUUACGUUCAGGUUUAUUCAACCCGUUAUUGAUAAAGUGUACAAGACUGAUGAUUUGUCUAUGGCAGAGUUGCCGGAUGUCUUGGGGAACCUCAAAUGCGAUAAUUCUACAUUGGCUUUGAAGAAGAACUGGGAGUAUGAAUUAAACGUUAAGAACCAUUUGUUUGCUAAAAUCUGGCUGAUUGUUACUCGCAAGAAGUAUGCCAACACGCCAAGUUUGUUUAGCUCAAUUUACAAAACAAACAUUUCCUACAUCUGGGGAAACCUAUUGUUUAGCUUUGCAAACAUUGCGCUUACUUUUGCCCAGCCAUUUAUUCUCAAAGAACUAAUUGAGUUUUUUGCUAAAUAUCUUUCAACUGAUAGUCAAAAUCACCCUCCAAUAAUUGUUGGUUAUUUCUGGGCUGUCUUGAUGUUUAUCGUUGCUACGGUUGAUUUCAUAGUAUACAAUCAAGCAAUCAUUUUGCAAAACAACUUAGCGUAUGCUAUAAGAAGCUCACUAACUGUAUUGAUUUAUGAAAAAGCACUCAAGCUUUCACCAGCAUCGAAAAAGAAAAAACCAACAGGUGAUAUUAUAAACUCGUUAUCUGUUGAUAUUGGGCGCAUUAAUGGUUUUACAAUGAGUUUGGGUGAGUACGCAUCAAGCCCCAUUAAGCUUGUUAUCUGUCUUGUUGCAUUGUACAGGUUUUUUGGAUUUGCAUCUUUUUUUGGCUUGGGUGCUGCCCUUAUCUCGGUGCCUCUAAUUACUUUGGUCAAUACAACGGUGAUGUCUAGUUAUAAGCAAUUGAUGAAGGAUAAAGAUGAUAGAACUUCAUUGAUUAAGGAAAUUGUUAACCUGGCAAAAAGCAUCAAGCUAUAUUCGUGGGAAACUCCUAUGUUAAAAAGAUUGAACCAUAUCAGAAAUGAUAGAGAGUUGCAAAACAUGAAAAAGAUUGGUGUUGUUGUUGCUCUUGCUCAAUUUUUGUGGUCAUGUGUCCCAUUUAUUAUUAGUUGUGCUUGUUUUGCUGGUGUCACUUGGCUUUACGGUCUUCCGUUGACACCUGAGAUUGUUUUUCCUGCAUUGACAUUAUUUGGACUAUUAAUGGAACCAAUGAUGUUUAUCCCUCACUUUAUAAUAAAUGUUCUUGAAGUUGCCGUAUCACUUGGAAGAUUAACAGAAUUACUCACUUUGGAAGAAAUAAGUCCCAAUCAGAAUGGAAAAAUACAAAGACGCGAUGUUUCCAAUGGUGGUAAAUAUUCUGUGUUGAUUAAAAAUGCUGAUUUCGUUUGGGAUGAUAAUAAUACCAAGGAAGAGUAUAAGGAUGAGGAAAGUGAAAUGCAACAACAAGAUAAUGAGAAUGGCGAGAACUUUGCAUUGAAAAACGUAAAUUUCUAUGCAAUCAGGGGGAAAUUGACUUGUAUUGUUGGUAGAGUUGGAAGUGGUAAAUCCACUUUAUUGGAUGCAAUCUUGGGUGAUGUACCUAUUAAGACCGAGUCUCGAUACUCAGAUGAUCCAAAUAGUUCUAGCUCAUUACCUUUAAUUGAGACUUUUGGCAAUAUUGCUUAUUGUCCUCAAGCUCCUUGGAUAUUGAAUGGCACCAUCAAAGACAAUAUCUUAUUUGGCCACAAAUAUGACUCUGAGUUUUACCGCAAGACAAUAGUUGCAUGUCAACUAGUUGCCGAUUUCCAAUCUUUGGAAUUAGGUGAUAAAACUCUUGUUGGUGAAAAGGGUAUUUCUUUGAGUGGUGGACAAAAGGCACGUAUUUCUUUAGCAAGAGCAGUAUACGCGAGAGCGGAUAUUUAUUUGUUGGAUGAUGUUCUUUCGGCAGUCGAUGCCCAUGUGGGCAAGGCAUUGAUGAGAGAAGUUUUGUCACCGCAAGGUAUUAUUGGGAACCGUACUAAGAUUUUGGCAACAAACUCUGUACCAGUUUUGCAUAUGGCUAGUGACAUUUUUCUUUUGUCAAAUGGAUCCAUUAUAGAGCAUGGUGAUUAUGAUUCAGUUGUCAAAAAUAACGGUGAAUUGGCGAAACUAGUUGAGGAAUUUGGAAAGAAAGCUGGGAAUAAUAAUGAAUCUGAUACAAAAAGCGAUCUGCAAAUUGAGGCAGAAGAGUCCUGGAGUCAAAGGCACGACGUGGUUGACGAAGCCCAAGCAGAACACAAUUUACUUGAAAUUGCUGAUACUCCUUUGGAACCUUCAGGUCCCGGUGUUAGAAGCUUACGUCGAGCAAGUGUUACUUCAUUUGAUCACGUAUAUGAUGAUGAUGAUGUUGAUGAAGAUGAAGAUAAUGAAAUUUUUGCCAAUACAGAUAUUGACAAUGACGCUGGCCAACCUCAAGGUCAACGUCAGGGAGCCAACGUUUCCAAGUCAGUGCGAAAGACACCACUCGAUGAAGAAGAGAGAGAAAAGGGUGCUGUUCCUCUCAAAACAUUUGUGCGCUACGCCAAGGAAUGUAACUACAAAUUAUUCCUUGUGUUCGUAGUGUGUAUUUUGGCAAACUCGGUAUUAAAUGUUCUUGAAUCGUAUAUUUUGAAAUAUUGGUCAAAUUUGAACAAAGAGAAUAAUGCAACAGUAGCUCCUGGUUUUUAUUUGGGACUCUAUUUUGCUACUGGUGCAAUGGCUGGUGUCGUUAUUUAUAUUGGUUACUAUAUCCUUUGGUCGUAUUGCAUUAUUAAAGGUGCUGCAUACUUUCAUAAUGAGAUGGCAAAAGCAAUAUUGCGCUCUCCUAUGUCGUUUAUUGAGACCACACCUGUUGGUAGAAUAUUGAACAGAUUCACACAGGAUAUUGACAAGACAGAUAUGAUGUUACCAUUCACCAUGAUUCAGUUUAUUCAAACUUUUAUCAGUGCAAUAGUGACAUUCUUGGUGAUUGUUCUGACUUUGCCGAUGAUGUUGGUCAUUAUAGUCUUGUUCUCAGUGGUUUAUAACUAUUAUCGAGUGCGGUACAUUCCAACUUCGAGGGAAUUAAAGAGGUUACAAUCCACGGCCAAUUCACCCGUGUUGGCGAUUAUCCAGGAGACGUUGGCUGGGGUUGAUACCAUCAAGGCAUUUCAACAGAAAGAACGGUUUAUUCACAAGUGCAAAAAGUACAUUGAUGAAAGGACUUUGGUCAAUAUAGUUAGUGUUGAUGUUGACAGGUGGCUUUCAAUGAGAUUGCAGUCUAUCUCAUCUCUAAUAUUGUUUGCUACUGCAUUGUUUGCAGUUUGGACACUAAAUACCAAGAAUCCUAUUGAUGCUGCCUUGCUUGGUUUCCUUAUGACAUUUGCCUUGAAUGUUGCCUAUAUGUUGUCGGGUUUGAUCAGGUCGUGGGGUAUGGUUCAAGCAAAUGGUGUUGCUUUGGAAAGGAUUAUUGAGUACUGUGACUUACCUUCUGAAGGUGCAAUGAUUAUUGAAGGUAAAAGACCAAAUGCGGAGUGGCCUGCUCAGGGUGUUGUUGAGUUCAAGGACUAUAGCACUGCAUAUAGAGAAUAUCUAACUCCAGUGUUGAAGCAGAUCAAUCUCAAGAUUGAGGCAAAAGAGAAAGUUGGUAUAGUUGGACGUACUGGUGCUGGUAAAUCUUCGUUAACAUUGGCAUUGUUUAGGAUCAUCGAAGCUACAGGCGGAUACAUUGAAAUUGAUGGCGUCAAUGUCAAUGAAAUUGGUCUUUAUGAUCUUAGACACCACUUGACAAUUAUCCCACAAGAGGCGCAUACAUUUAGAGCAUCAGUGAGGGAGAAUUUGGAUCCUUUUGGAGAGUAUACAGAUGAGAAGUUGUGGAAGGUUUUAGAGUUGGCACAUUUGAAGGAACAUGUUGAGAGCAUGGAGACUGAUCCAACAAAGGAUGAAAAAGAAAAAAGUGAAGAUCCCGAUGAGUUGCCAAAGAAGCGUGGUUUGGAUGCGCAUAUUGAAGAAGGUGGUGCCAAUUUGUCAGCAGGACAGAAGCAGCUAUUGUGUUUGGCUAGGGCCUUGCUAAACGAGACGAGUAAGAUUCUUGUGCUUGACGAGGCAACGGCUGCAGUUGACUUUCAAACGGACAAGAUCAUUCAGGAGACUAUUAGGGAACAGUUUAAGGACAAGACCAUCUUGACUAUUGCGCACAGAAUAGACACCAUUAUGGAUAGCGAUAAGAUUUUGGUUUUAGAUAAGGGUGAGGUUGCAGAGUUUGAUACUCCUCAAAACCUCUUGAAGGACAAACAAAGUAUCUUUUACUCUUUGGCAAGCGAAGGCGGCUAUCUCAAGUAG